AUGUCAGACACAAUCGCGAUCAAGACGACAUAUACGGCCGCUAUCUAUAUGAUAAACACAGCCUCGACCAAGUUGACAGAUACAGCCCCGACCAAGAUGAUAGCCACAGUCCCGACCAAGAUGAUAGCCACAGUCCCGACCAAGAUGAUAGCCACAGUCCCGACCAAGAUGAUAGCCACAGUCCCGACCAAGAUGAUAGCCACAGUCCCGACCAAGAUGAUAGCCACAGUCCCGACCAUGAUGAUAGCCACAGUCCCGACCAAGAUGAUAGCCACAGUCCCGACCAAGAUGAUAGCCACAGCACCGAGCAAGAUGAUAGCCACAGCACCGACCAAGAUGAUAGCCACAGUCCCGACCAAGAUGAUAGCCACAGUCCCGACCAAGAUGAUAGCCACAGUCCCGACCAAGAUGAUAGCCACAGCACCGAGCAAGAUGAUAGCCACAGUCCCGACCAAGAUGAUAGCCACAGUCCCGACCAAGAUGAUAGCCACAGCAACGAGCAAGAUGAUAGCCACAGUCCCGACCAAGAUGAUAGCCACAGCACCGAGCAAGAUGAUAGCCACAUCCCCGACCAAGAUGAUAGCCACAGUCCCGACCAAGAUGAUAGCCACAGUCCCGACCAAGAUGAUAGCCACAGUCCCGACCAAGAUGAUAGCCACAGCCCCGACCAAGAUGAUAGCCACAGUCCCGACCAAGAUGAUAGCCACAGUCCCGACCAAGAUGAUAGCCACAGCACCGAGCAAGAUGACAGACACAUCCCAGAUCAAGAUGACAGACACAUCCCAGAUCAAGAUGAUAGACACCCACAAUAACGAUGACACACACAGCAGCCCCAAUAAAGAGGACAGACAGCCCCAAUCAGGAUGGCAGGUUUAG
Messenger RNA from Pecten maximus, 876 nucleotides. RefSeq lists its product as uncharacterized. NCBI's taxonomy places the organism in Eukaryota, Metazoa, Mollusca, Bivalvia, Pectinida, Pectinidae. The record is from RefSeq and is a predicted model, not a curated record. The coding region runs from base 1 to 876 and encodes 291 amino acids. The transcript has a single exon.